AUGCUCAAUCACAAGAGCCGAACUCAGAGGGGCUUUGGAAGGGCUAAGGAUUGCUUGGCGAAGAGGCUUCAAGAAGAUACAGCUUAA
Messenger RNA from Linum tenue, 87 nucleotides. Lineage: Eukaryota; Viridiplantae; Streptophyta; Magnoliopsida; Malpighiales; Linaceae. The record is from the annotation of a GenBank genome assembly.